CUGAAAGUUAGUGGGCAUGCGUAUAAGCAGUCCUUACGACUUUGUCACCGAGGGAAACAGAGGAGAUGAGGGCGCUGUGUGUUUUUGCUCUGCUGGCUACGCUAGGGCUGGUGGUAGGAGAGGAGGGGGCUCGACUCUUGGCCUCCAAGUCUCUGCUGAACCGCUACGCUGUGGAGGGACGGGAUCUCACCCUGCAGUACAACAUCUACAACGUAGGGACCAGCGCUGCCCUGGAGGUGGAGCUGUCUGACAACUCCUUCCCCCCAGAGGAUUUCGGCAUCGUGUCCGGAAUGCUUAACGUCAAGUGGGACAGGAUCGCCCCUGCUAGCAAUGUCUCUCACACCGUGGUACUGCGCCCCCUGAAGGCAGGGUACUUCAACUUCACAUCUGCGUCUGUCAGCUACUUGGCCCAGGAGGGAGGGCAAGUUGUGGUGGGCUACACCAGUGCUCCAGGACAGGGAGGGAUUCUCGCCCAGAGGGAGUUUGACAGACGCUUCUCCCCACACUAUCUGGACUGGGCUGCUUUCGGCGUGAUGACCCUGCCCUCCAUUGGCAUCCCCCUGCUGCUCUGGUACUCCAGCAAGAGAAAGUACGACUCUCCCAAAAGCAAGAAGAACUGAGCUACACCCACUGGGGGGAAAAAUGGGGGUGACUUCGCUGUCAUUGGAGAUGGCAAAGAACAGGGACUGGAGUUGGGGGGGGUUUGGGUUUGAGAAGUUUGGGGAAUAAAUUAAUUGCCCAUAUUGUGGUAAAUGAUGAAAUAAAUCAUAUUUGACUGUUGUGGAAAGGGGGUAAUUUGGUUACCCUUUCCUGGGGUAAUUGUAAAGGGUGAAGACUGUGGGAGGGGUUUGAAUUUU
Molecule: messenger RNA, 857 nt
Organism: Megalops cyprinoides (Indo-Pacific tarpon)
Lineage: Eukaryota; Metazoa; Chordata; Actinopteri; Elopiformes; Megalopidae
Gene: ssr2
Product: signal sequence receptor, beta
Exons: 6
Coding region: 66-620 (184 amino acids)
Cellular component (GO): membrane; endoplasmic reticulum
Source: RefSeq, a predicted model, not a curated record